AUGAAUUUGCCAGACCAAGGAGUUGAGAAUGCAAAAGAAGCAAGGCGAAAUAGAUUGUUCAAGAUAGCUGGAAAAAAAAGAAAGCUCCAUUAUUCUAUCCACAAAGAGAACUCUGACGUGGGACAUCCCAUGCUUCAACAACAACAUAUUGCUACAAAGCAUAUACCUCAGCAUUGUGCACAGCAAGAAUCAGAGCAUAGAACACCUUUGAAAGAGUUGCAUCUACCCUUAUUACAAGCUUACUGGGAUAUCGGUGAUCCUCAAUUUCCAUGCCAACACUGUGGAGCUAUAUUCUGGUAUGAUGAGCGCAUAGAAAAGCAUUAUAAUGCCAAAUCUCCUAAAUUCGCACUAUGUUGCCGGCGAGGUCAGGUUCAACUUCCUAUGAUGCAAGCACCGCCUGAAUCUUUGAGGAAACUUUACUUUGACACCAAUGAAAAAUCCGAUCACUUUCGAUUGAAUAUUAGGAGCUACAACAGUAUGUUUGCUUUUACAUCAUUAGGUGGUAAGGUACAGAGGUCGAUUAAUCAAAGUCGUGGGCCCCCAACCUUCAUCUUGCAUGGACAAAACUAUCAUUUAAUGGGAAGUUUGCUUCCAUCAAAUGGAGGAAUAGCGAAAUUUGCACAACUAUAUAUAUAUGAUACUCAAAACGAGAUACAAAAUCGAAUCGCUGCUGUGAGCUCAAGGGAUAAAUUGAACAACCUCCAUGCGGAUAUUGUCUCGACCAUCAAAAUUAUGCUUGAUCAUCAUAAUGUGCUUGCAAAAUCAUUUCGGCUUGCUCGGGAUGCACUUGCUGCUGAAGCUACUGAAUCAAUUCGGCUACGUCUUAUAGGGAAGAGAGGAAAGGAUGGACGCAGAUAUAAUUUGCCUUCAGUUUCUGAAGUUGUUGCCUUAGUUGUUGGUGAUUUUGAUGGAUCUACAACAGAGCGAGAUAUUAUUGUUGAAAAUAAAUCAGGGUCACUUCAAAGAAUAACUGAGCUACACCCCUCCUAUCUAGGCUUACAGUAUCUACUGUUAUUCCCUUAUGGUGAAGAUGGGUGGAGAGAAGAUAUUCCAUUGAACAAAAUUAAAAAAGGAGAAACAGAUAAAGACAAAUAUGUCACAAUGCGAGACUUUUUCGCAUUUCGAAUCCAAGAUCGGCCUUCACACAAUGGUGUCCUCUUAUAUUCCCAUCGAUUAUUCCAACAAUUCUUAGUUGAUGCAUUCUCAAUGGUUGAAAGCGCCAGAUUGAAAUAUGUUUACACCCACCAAAGCGACUUUAGAGCUGAGUUAUACAAUGGCCUUCGAGAUGCCGUUUUCAGUGGCGAGACAAAUGCAGCCUCAAAAGGAAAGAGAAUUAUACUCCCGGCAACAUUUACUGGUGGUGCAAGAUACAUGACACAAAAUUAUCAAGACGCAAUGGCAAUAUGUAGAUGCGUCGGUUAUCCAGAUUUGUUCAUCACUUUUACUUGCAAUCCGCAAUGGGAUGAAAUACAACGAUAUUGUGCAAAGCACAAGCUCAAACCAGAAGACAGGCCAGACAUCAUUUGCAGACUCUUCAAAGUUAAAGUAGACAAUAUGAUUAAGGAUCUUAGAUACAACAAAUUAUUUGGUUCUACCAAAGCAGUUAUUUAUACAAUAGAGUUCCAAAAGAGAGGACUUCCACACGCACAUAUACUAUUGUUCUUACAUGAGCAAGAUAAGUAUCCAAACCCUACGGAUAUAGACAAAAUUAUCUGUGCUGAGAUUCCUGAUCAUGAUGUUGAUAAUGCAUACUACGAAGCUGUCAAGAGUUUUAUGCUGCAUGGUCCAUGUGGUCUUAGCAAGCCAACUUCCCCUUGCAUGGAAGAAGGACGUUGUAUGCGUCAUUUCCCUAAGAAGUUCAACGAAGUUACUACAGUUGACGAAGAUGGUUACCCAGUUUAUAGGCGUCGAAAUAAUGGACGCACAGUGGAAGUGUCUGGAAUUCAUCUUGACAAUAGAUAUGUUGUGCCACAUAAUAGAUUGUUGUUACUAAAAUAUCGUGCUCACAUUAAUGUGGAAUGGUGUAACCAAUCAAGAUCUAUCAAGUAUUUGUUCAAAUAUGUAAACAAAGGGAGUGAUCGGGUCACAGCCUCUUUUUACAGAAACUCCACAAGUGACAAUUCAAGUACAAAAGUUGAUGAAGUGAAAAUGUUUUAUGAUUGUCGAUACAUAUCUCCUUAUGAAGUUGCCUGGAGGAUAUUUUCCUAUGACAUUCACUAUAGAAAUCCAUCUGUUGAGAGGCUGAGUUUUCAUUUACCAGAUCAACAACCUGUUGUAUUUACAGAUAAUGAAUCAUUAGUUGAAGCUCUUGCAAAGGCCACUGUAAAAGAGUCCAUGUUUCUAGCUUGGUUUGCAGCUAACGAAAAAUAUGCGGAAGCUAGACAACUAACAUACACUGAGUUUCCAACAAAGUUUGUUUGGAAACCUUCACCUCGAGCUUGGGAACCUAGGAAAAGUCAUCAAGUCAUUGGAAGGAUGAUUUUCGUUCCACCAUCAUCUGGUGAGCUAUAUUACUUAAGGAUGUUGUUAAAUAUUGUAAAGGGACCAACAAGCUAUGUAGAUAUUCGAACAUACAAUGGUGUUAUCUAUUCAUCAUUUCGAGAUGCAUGCUAUGCACGUGGGCUACUUGAUGACGACAAAGAAUAUAUUGAUGCCAUUAAGGAAGCAAGUCAUUGGGGCUCAGGUCAUUAUUUGCGAAAAUUGUUUGCGACUCUAUUGUGGUCUAACUCAAUGGUGCGACCUGAAGCUGUAUGGGAAGAAACUGCCAUCUUAUUAUGUGAUGGGAUUUUGCAUAAUCACAGAGCCAUGUUUGGCCGAUCUGAUUUGGUUUUCAGCGAUGAAGAAUUAAAGGACCUAACUUUGAUUGAGAUUGAACAAAUAUUGAACAGUAACGGCAAAAGCUUGCGGGAUUAUCCGACAAUGCCAUUUCCAUCAGGGGAUACUGACCAUCUUAGAACACGAAACAAGAUGAUCUUUGAUGAGUUAAAUUAUGAUCGUGUUGAAUUACAAAGGCAAUACAUUCAAUGCCUGUCCAAAUUAACUACAGAGCAAAGGAGAGUAUAUGAUAAGAUCAUAAGCGCUGCAGAAAGUCAACAUGGACGUAUGUUUUUUUUGUAUGGCCAUGGAGGUACAGGAAAGACUUUCCUUUGGAAAACUUUAGCUUCAGCAUUGAGAUCAAAGGGACAGAUAGUAUUAACUGUUGCCUCUAGCGGUAUUGCUUCUCUAUUGUUACCUGGAGGUCGGACUGCACAUUCUAGAUUUGCCAUACCAUUAACCCCAGAUGAAUUCUCUACUUGCAAUAUCAAGCAGGGAAGCCCAUUGGCAGAGUUAAUUGUAAGAGCAAAGCUAAUAAUCUGGGAUGAAGCUCCUAUGAUGAGCAAAUUUUAUUUCGAAGCACUUGAUAAGACAAUGAAAGAUUUGAUGAGGUUCAAACAUGAUGAAAGCCCAGAAAUGCCAUUCGGAGGGAAAACAAUAGUCUUUGGUGGAGAUUUUAGGCAAAUCUUGCCAGUGAUUCCAAAGGGAACAAGACAAGACAUCGUCAAUGCGUCUUUGAAUUCAUCAUAUCUAUGGCAGCAUUGUGAAAUAUUAAAGCUAACCAUCAACAUGCGGCUGCAAUCCAUGGCUGCAGAUAGUGGCAAACAAGAUUUGCAGCAAUUUGCCGAAUGGAUUCUUCAGGUCGGCAAUGGAAUAUUAGAAGGAAUGAGUGACGAGUCCAAUUUGAUUAGCAUACCUCCUGAAUUCCUUAUCACCUAUUAUAAUGAUCCAAUUGAAGCAAUUGUUGAAGCAAUCUAUUCUGAUUACAUUGCUGACAUGGAUAACGAAGGCCACUUGAAAGGUCGAGCUAUUUUGGCUCCUACAAUUAAUGCGGUAGAUGAGGUGAAUGAUUACAUGACCGAACUGAACAACAAUGCAUGCAAGACUUAUGUUAGUUCCAAUAAAUGUUUGUUCGAAGGGGGUAGCAAUGAAAUUGAAGGCAUGCACACACCGGAGUUUUUAGCAACAAUUAAAUGUUCCGGGGUUCCAAAUCAUGAAUUGAAGCUAAAGGUUGGUUGCCCUGUCAUGCUUAUUAGAAAUAUUGAUCGCUCUUCAGGGCUUUGCAAUGGUACUAGAUUGAUAAUUACAAGACUUGGAGAUAAAGUUAUCGAGGCAAGAUUAUUAAAUUCUGACAACUGUGUCGAUAAGGUCUUUAUUCCUAGAAUGACACUAACACCAUCAAAUGCUAGGCUACCAUUUAGAUUUCAAAGGAGACAAUUCCCUCUCAUGCUAUCUUAUGCAAUGACCAUAAACAAAAGUCAAGGACAAUCAUUAGACCACAUCGGAUUGCUACUGAAAAAACCUGUUUUCACACAUGGCCAACUAUAUGUUGCCAUUUCAAGGGUCACUAACAAGAAAGGAUUGAAAAUUCUAAUUGCUCAUGAUGAAAACACUGGCAAAACAGAGAAUAUUGUUUACCCAGAAGUCUUUAGAAAUGUAUGA
Messenger RNA from Arachis ipaensis, 4476 nucleotides. RefSeq lists its product as uncharacterized. NCBI's taxonomy places the organism in Eukaryota, Viridiplantae, Streptophyta, Magnoliopsida, Fabales, Fabaceae. The record is from RefSeq and is a predicted model, not a curated record. Gene Ontology annotation, biological process: telomere maintenance; DNA repair. Gene Ontology annotation, molecular function: DNA helicase activity.